Paramecium pentaurelia is the source of this 2473-nucleotide messenger RNA. The record is from the annotation of a GenBank genome assembly. NCBI's taxonomy places the organism in Eukaryota, Ciliophora, Oligohymenophorea, Peniculida, Parameciidae.
AUGUAGCUUAUUAGCGAUCGUGAAGAUCCAGAACAAUUAAUUACGUAGGGAGCCUGUUCUGUAGACAUUCCAACAUAAAGAAACAGACCUUCUUCAUAAUAUAUGCUUCAUGGUUCCUAGAACAGAAAAUUAAAAACUUAAGCUACUGUUUCUAUAUUUGGGUAUUAGAGUUGAUUAAUUGACAGGACUUUUAAUACAUAAGAAGAUAAAACAACAAUAACAAGAGACACUAGAAGUGUAUUUACUAGAAUAGUGAGAAAAUUGAUCAUCAUACAAUGUUUUUUUGAUUCAUUAGAAUAAUAUCGAAAGGAGAGAUUAUAAUAGAGAAUAGAGUUUUAUUUUUAAAAAAGAACUAAAAUGAUUCCAUUUUAUCCUGAUGAUUGUCUAAUUGUUUAUUGGAUGAAAGUCAUAACUCUACUGCAAUUUUGUUCAUGUAUAAUUUAUCCUAUGUUUAUAACAUUUGAUGAUUUAGAACACGAUUUAUAUUUUAUUGUGUUGAUUUUAGAUGUUCUUUUCUCAAUUGAUAUUUUAUUAACUUUUUUAACUGCUUAUAUAGAUGAAACAUCUUCUUUAAAAAUAUCUUUAGUUGAUAUAGCUAUGCAUUAUUUGAAAACAUGGUUUAUUUUUGAUUCAAUAUCAAUUUUUCCUUGGAUUUACAUAGGAUAAGAUAAUUUGAGAUUUUUUAGAUUGUGUAGAAUAUUAAAAUAUUUUAUUUAUAAGAGAAAGCAUAGUUACAAAGGAUAAGCAGAAUAGUAAAAAGUAAUACCUUCAUUUAUGCCAGAUAAUAAUAUGUAAUUAAAGGAAGGAAUUAAAUUUAUAAUUGAUGUUAUGGUAACAGCAUUUCUAUUAAUUCAUAUAUUUGCUUGUGGAUAUCAUUAUUUAUUAGGAAUAUAAUAUUUAGAUGCAUUUUAUUAAUCAACUUAAACUAUUACAACAAUUGGUUAUGGUGAUUAUGCUUAAUCUAUAAUGUAUGAAUAUUAAAUCUUAUGGUUAAUUAUUGGAGUUGGGUUUUAUACUUUUACAAUAGGUGAUUUUGCAUAUAUGAUGUAAAGAUCUGGAGUAAAUUAAGAUGAUGAAUAUUAUUUUGAAUUAGAGUAAUUGUGUUAUAUAUCUGAUUUUCCAGAAAAGAUAAAAAAUUAAUUUCAAAGAUUUAUUACAACAAAUUUAAACAAUAAUGCAUUCUGGUCUAGUUAUCAUAAGAAGAUGGUUCAUGAUUUACCUUACUAAAUAUAAAAUUAUCUAGUUUUAAGUGGGAUGCUUUAAAUUUGUGAAGCAGUACCUUUUUUCAUGUAAGAUAUUAAUUUUACAAUUGAAUUGUUAAAUGAUGUGCAAUUCUUGGUAAUUGAAGAGAAUGAUCUAAUAUAUAGAGAAGGAUAGAAUUCAAAUGAGAUAUAUUUCUUAUUGUAAGGUGAUGUAAGAAUAAUGACCAAAACUAAAUUCACUUUAUUAAAUAUUUUAGAGGGAACUAUGUUUGGAGAAUAUGAAGCAAUUGAAGAAACAUUAAGAACAACAUAUGCUAUAGCUUUAUAAAGAUCAUUGAUUUUAAAAGUGGAUUAUGCAAUAUUUGAGAAAUCAAUGAAGAUGAGUCCAAACUUAUAUUUUGAGGUUUAGUAAUUAUUCCAUAGAAGAAGAAAAUUAUUAAUAAAUAAUCUUAAAGUUUAGAAAUGUAUGUAUUUAUAAACCAUAUUAGUUAGCUUAAAGAAGUAAAGUACGUAGAUCGGUUUUAAUUUAAUUCAGUCAUGUAUAAUUACAAUAAACUAGAUAAGAUAUGAAAAAGUAAAGAGAAAUAAGAGAAAUUAAAAAUAUUAAUGAAUAUCAUCAAUUGGUUCUUCAAUAAUUGAUAGAUAAAAAGAGACAUAAAUAUGAUUAAUUACUAACAAGAUUUAAAUCUGUUGUGUUUAGAAUUAUUCAUUAUAAUCAAUAAUUAAUUCGAACACCUCCAGAAGAUUGGAAAGAUUUGGAUAAUUAUAAUUUAAUUAAGAGAGUAUUUCCAUUGCGUUGCUUAUCAGAUAAGUUUUAAGUGUUUUUUAGAAAAUCCUCAUCUGUUCACAGUCAAUCGGUUCAUCGUAGUUCUAUUCGUAGAAGAAUAGAUUAUAAUCAUUAAUACAAUAAAUUUAAUUGGAGACUAAGUGAUGUUUAAAUUAAAUAAAUUAUUUUAAUGCAUAAUAAAAGGUCAGUAAAAAUAUAUCCAACUUUAAAAAAUAUAGUGUAAAAUUAUUAAGGAGGUACAGUUGCAUCAUCUCCAUAAAGAAUUAAUAGAUUCUAUCCAAAAUGGAUUAAGGAUUUAGUACAAGAAGAUCAUACAAUUGAAGAGAUGGAAUAAUUUGUAUGGAAAUAUCAUCAAAUAAAUAAGAGAUUGGAUCGGAUUGAUAAGAUGUGGACUAAAGGUUUAAUUAUCAGAUUUGAUAAAUUUAAAUUGAAAAGUUAAAAAGACUUAGAUCAUCUUGACACUGAAUCUUCUGAUGAAAAAUGA